Molecule: messenger RNA, 1376 nt
Organism: Artibeus jamaicensis (Jamaican fruit-eating bat)
Lineage: Eukaryota; Metazoa; Chordata; Mammalia; Chiroptera; Phyllostomidae
Gene: CRISP1
Product: cysteine rich secretory protein 1
Exons: 8
Coding region: 110-850 (246 amino acids)
Biological process (GO): binding of sperm to zona pellucida
Cellular component (GO): extracellular region
Source: RefSeq, a predicted model, not a curated record
AGAGAGCAAAGCUUCCCGUGAAGUGUUGUUCAAAAGCAAGAGCACACUGUAUACCAUAUAUCUGGUUCUCAUCGCGACUCUGAGUUUUACAAACUAUGUCAACUUGGGAAUGACAAUGAAACGCUUCUUAUUUUUGGCGGCUGUUGCUGGCUUUCUGCCUGUUUUAAUCGUAAAACCAGCCACGGUUCCAUAUAGCGAUCUCCUUACUCACUUGCCAGCUGUUCAACAACAAAUUGUUAAUCUACACAAUACCGCCAGGAAACUAGUAAAUCCGGAAGCCAGCAACAUGUUGAAAAUGAGUUGGAGUGAAGAAGCUGCCCAAAAUGCCAGACUAUUGUCAAAGAAAUGUGACUCGGCAAAGAGCAAUGCAGUCAGAAGGCGAAUUGCAUAUACUUUUUGUGGAGAAAAUAAGUAUUUGGCGACUGAUGCUAUAUCAUGGCUCGAUGUCAUUGGAACCUGGUACAAUGAGUCUCAAGAUUUUCAUUAUGGCCUUUGGUCACCAGUGUCCGACGAUAAAAGUGAUCAUUACACUCAGAUGAUUUGGGCUUCUUCCUACCUCAUUGGCUGUGGUGUGUCACCAUGCUGCAAAAAAAUGUCAUUUCAAUAUCUCUAUGUUUGUCACUACUGUCAUGAGGGAAAUGAACCUGAAAGAAAGAGUCUACCUUAUAAUCUGGGAAGUCCAUGUGAAGCCUGUCCCAGUAACUGUGACAAUGGCCUUUGUACUAAUCCCUGCAUCUACUAUGAUGAGUACACUAACUGUGGAAUGCUAAAACUUAGGUACGGAUGCAACCACCAGUCAGUUAAACUGCUGUGUAAAGCCAGUUGUCUUUGUACCACAGAGAUAACAUAACCUUUGUGUGAUUUCAACUAGAAUGUAAUGCUGAGGAAAUGUCCAGUGGAUUGUAUCUUUUCCCUUAAUUUGCCUCAGUAGCUUCUGCUGAAUUUCACUUGGUUUUAAUUAUACUUGAGAUCCCAAUUUUUCACUAAUCAUAUAUGGGCAUCAGAUAUUUACAUCCAUUCCACCCACUCCUGUCUUGGUAUAUCCUGAAGUGAUGUUGUUUUAAAUUUUCUUACUCCUGCAGUGAAAGGUCUAGUUCAACACCUGCUUCAUAUUUAAGCUUUGUGAUUUAGAGUUCUUAGGUUGACAUUAUUCAGCUGAGGCACAACUGGGCCCCUCUUGUUCUCUUUAACUCCUUCCCCUGCUUUCUUACAUCCCCCGCAAGCCUGGUGUUUGUCUUCCUUGUAUAACUUACAUAAACUAAACAUUCUUCACUUCUUUACUUUUAUCUUGAAUCAAUCAUUAAAAUAAUCUACAGAGCAAACAAAGGAUCCAGUAUCAUUCAUUGCAAGGUAAAUACUGCUUAUCUGCAAGUGGU